AUGGAUGCAUAUUUUCGUGGAGAAGUAGAUAAAUUCAUUCAAGCUACAGAAAACCAUGCAAUAAUUGAGAAGACACAGAUGAUACAUUGCCCAUACAGAACCUGCAAAAACCUGAGAGUAUUCAGCGACACAACUAUAAUUAGAUCGCAUGUGUUGAUUAGUGAUUUUGUAGACAACUACAUGAUCUGGAAUAAGCAUGGUGAAGAAGAACAACCUCAGAGAGAGAAUUUAAUCGAUGAAAUAAUGCAAGUGCCCGAGUUUAAUAUAUUGUUUGAUGCCUUUGAUGAUGCUGGCUGUGAGGAUGAAGGUGUUGGUGGUGGUCAUUUUGAUGGUGUUGACGGGAGUCCAUUAGAUCUUGGCAGUGAUAAUGAUAGCGAUGAACUUGAUGAUGGUGAUUUUCUGAGCCAGUUGUUGCGUCACAUUAUAGCGGAGCUGUUGGUUGGUAGUGCUAAGGGGUUAGAAAACUUCGAGACGGUGAAGAAAUCAGCAGAGGAAAAUAUAUAUGAGCGGUCUAAAGGAUGUCCGAAACACUGGACCAUUCUUCGUUUUGUACUUGACCUGUUGACCCUAAAGGCUAAGCAUAGCUGGUCAGACAGUAGUUUCAAUGAUCUCCUGGGUAUGUUGGCACAGUUGCUUUCGAAGCCAAAUAAAGUGCCUGCGAACACAUAUCGAGUAAAGAAGCUUGUCAGCCCGUUCACAAUGGGUGUGGAAAAAAUUCACGCAUGCCCGAAUCUUUGUAUUUUGUAUCGUGGGGAUGCUUUCAAAGACAUGGACAAAUGCCCUGUAUAUUCUACAAAUAGGUACAAAAAUAAUGCUGGUUAUUGUGGCGGCGAUAAUCAAGGCCCAGGAGAUAGGAACAAAAGGAAGAGGAAGGGUGCAACGAAUAGUGUUGCGGAGGCACCAGAUACUACUUUAGGCGUCUCUGAGAAGCAGAGGCGAAUUCUGGCGAUGGUUAUGUGGUACCUCCCGGUUGCCGACCGCCUAAGACGUUUCUUCUCCAACCCAAAGGAUGCUGAGUUGAUGCGCUGGUGGGAUUCAGAUAAGCGCAAGAAGGGUGAUGGAAAGCUUCGACAUCCAGCUGAUGCUCGGCGGUGGAAGAAAUUCGAUGAGCAGUAUUAUCUGGAAUUUGGAAAGGACCCAGGGAACGUCAAAGGUAGGACGAGAUGCACGGUCUGCGUGGAUGAGACCGUAUCAUCUUUCCUGGAAGGUUCUAGAAAGUUAGUUUACCUUGGCCACAGACGCUUCUUGGUGGAAGGACAUCGAUACCGAAGUAAGAAGUUCUACACAUUUCUUGAGGGCAAGGCUGAAUUACAUUCUGCUCCAGUAAAAAGAGACGGGCACUAUAUUUUCAGAAUGGUGAGGACCAUCCAGGUUAGCUAUGGGAAGGUGACAAAAGAUGGAAAGAAGAAAAAUAGAGAUAAGGCACUAAUCGAAGGCGUACCAUUCGAGAAACAGUCCAUCUUCUACAAGUACUUGCCAUAUUGGGAUGAUCUUGAAGUCCGCCAUGCAAUCGAUGGUAUGCACCUGAAGAAGAAUGUGUUUGGUAACACGAUUGGGCUCCUUCUGGAGACAUCAGCAAAGACAAAGGAUACCUUAAUGUCACGUCAAGACCUAGUAGCCAUGAAGAUAAGGGAGGAUCUUCACCCUAUAGAUAAAGGAAAUGGAAGAUAUGAACUUCCCCCGGCUUCCUACAACUUGACACAUGAUGAGAAGGCAAUGUGCGAGAGUUUACGGGGGGGUCAGAGUCCCAAGUUGUUUUUUCAUCCAACAUAA
Messenger RNA from Panicum virgatum (switchgrass), 1773 nucleotides. RefSeq lists its product as uncharacterized. The transcript is spliced from 2 exons. Lineage: Eukaryota; Viridiplantae; Streptophyta; Magnoliopsida; Poales; Poaceae. The coding region runs from base 1 to 1773 and encodes 590 amino acids. The record is from RefSeq and is a predicted model, not a curated record.